This is a messenger RNA of Mirounga angustirostris (Northern elephant seal), 2808 nucleotides long. It is a transcript of the gene CD34, whose product is annotated as CD34 molecule. NCBI's taxonomy places the organism in Eukaryota, Metazoa, Chordata, Mammalia, Carnivora, Phocidae. The coding region runs from base 218 to 1198 and encodes 326 amino acids. The transcript has 8 exons. The record is from RefSeq and is a predicted model, not a curated record. Gene Ontology annotation, biological process: cell-matrix adhesion. Gene Ontology annotation, cellular component: membrane.
CGACCCCUGUUAACGUCCUCCGCCUGUGGGACUGAGCGGGGAAGCUCACGGUAGUGGCGGCCAAGGAGAGGGGCCGGCCUUGCCAGGAAUAAAGAGGGAGGGGAGGGAAAAACGCCAGCUCGCCCACCCCGCUCCCGGGCGGAGGGCGGGGGCGGCGCGUCCCGCGGGCCGAGCGCGACUCGGGCUGAGCGCAUCUCUCCGGAGCGGCGCGGGAAGGAUGCUGGUCGGCAGGGGCGCGCGCGCGGGGCGCGGGAUGCCGCGGGGCUGGACCGCGCUCUGCCUGCUCAGUCUGCUGCCCUCUGGGUUCCCAAAUACAGAAAACAUGACUGCUAUCACCAAAGAGUCAACCCCCCAAGAAAUAACUUCAACUGUGUUUGCAAAUGUAUCCAACCAGAAGGCCACCACCCUAAGUCCUCUUGGAAGUACCACCCUGUACCUUGUCUCUCAGGACAACAGUGGUACCACUGCAACCAUCUCAGAGACUACAGUCAAUAUCACAUCUACCUCUGAGAUCACCCCAGUGCCCGGGACCACGAGCUCUUCUGUCCAGUCACAGACCUCUUUAGCUAUCACAGUAACUUCUAUCCCAACCAACUUUUCAACUUCAGACAUGACCUUGAAGCCCAGUCUGCUACCUGGAAAUGUUUCGGAUUCCCCAUACAACAGCACCAGCCUUGUGACAUCCCCCACUGAACACUCUGCAUCAUUUUCUCUUACCCCAAGUACCAUCAGGGGAGAAAUCAAAUGUUCCCAAGUCAAAGAAGUGAAAUUGACCCAAGGUAUCUGCCUGGAGCUAAAUGAGACCUACAGCUGUGAGGACUUUAAGAAGGAUAAUGAAGAGGAACUAACCCAAGUCCUGUGUGAGAAGGAGCAGGCUGAGCCUGGGGCCGGGGUGUGCUCCUUGCUUCUGGCCCAGUCUGAGGUGAGGCCUCACUGCCUGCUGCUGGUCUUGGCCAACAGAACAGAACUUUCCAGGAAGCUCCAACUUCUGAAAAAGCACCAGUCUGACCUGAAAAAGCUGGGGAUCCAAGGCUUCACUGAGCAAGAUGUUGGGAGCCACCAGAGCUCUUCCCGCAAGAUCCUGAUUGCACUGGUCACCUCAGGGAUCCUGCUGGCUGUCUUGGGCACCACUGGCUAUUUCCUGAUGAACCGCCGCAGCUGGAGUCCCACAGGAGAAAGGCUGGAGCUGGAACCCUGACCGCUCUUCAGGAAGAAAGGAGUCUGCACAUGCAGCUGCAACCCCCCCCCUCUCCUCCCCCCAUCACCGCCUCACUCCCCUGCUUACCAGAUAAUGCUCCUUUAUUUAUACACUGUCUAGGGCGAAGACCCUUAUUACACGGAGAACGGUGGAGGCCAGGGCUAUAGCUCAGGCCCUGGGGCCUCCCCUGAGGCUCAGGGAAAGGCCAGUGUGAACCGAGGGGCUCAGGAGAACGGGACCGGCCAGGCCACAUCCAGAAACGGCCAUUCAGCAAGACAACACGUGGUGGCUGAUACGGAAUUGUGACUCGGCUGGGAGGGGCGAGGCUGGGCAAGGUCUGGGGAAGGGGCCCCUCCCUGCAUCUGACCACAAGCUGCCUCGAUCCCUUACCUUCUCCCCUUUCCUGCUGCACACACCCUCGGAGGCCGUUCCUGGGGCCCUGCACCCCACCAGGCCGAGGGUCUCUCUCUACCUUGGGGACCGGGAGGUAACCCCUGCCCUUUCCACGUUCAGCUCGCUAAGCUUAGAAUCUGGUCUACUUUGAGUGAAGGUAUGAGGGGGAAAUGCCAAAGUGGAGGGAAGCUACCAGGGUUGGGGGUGGGGGGGUGAUGAUCUUGCAUCAUUCACACAUGGGCUUCUUCCCUCUCCCUCCUCUCUGCCUUAUUAAAAGAACUCCCAGGGGAAGCAUGGGCUUUUUCUGGGCUACAAUUUCCUCCCAGGAGGCUUUGCCUUUUCCUGUUUCUUCCUCAUGUCUGUCUUCUCUACUUUAGGGAAACCAAAGCAACCCAAUGUACCCGCUCCUUUGUAAUGAUAUAACCAGCAAGACUUGUUGUCUUAAACCGUCUCCCUUAUGCCCACGCCUAGUCACUGUGGAUUCAGGCACUGGCUUCCCUCAGGUUCCCCUGAGCUCCACACCUUCUUCCCCCACAUCUGCGUACAGAAGCCUGCACUGUUUUCUGGCUGAGCCUGGAACGAGGCUCCAAGUUUUGAACAAUGUCUUGUGUCUGUGUUUGGGAGACAGGGUAGGGGUGCAUGGACACAUGCGUCCCUACCUUUGGGGACAGAUGAGGGAGAGGGGAUGGCUCAGUCCUUGUCUCUCUGGGGCUCACAGAGUCUCAUCUUGGGCCCCUGUUUCUCCCUGUGGGUCCGAGUGGACAGGACCAUGGGACCAGAUCUUUGAGCCAAGCCACUUGACCUGUGCACCUCUGAGGAAACCCCUUGGUCAGAGGCUAGGUCCUGGCCUUAUCCUCUGAUCUCGAUGGUUUCCUCCUUCCUCCCCCUGACUCCUGGGUUGAGCUGUGGACUCAGUCUCCCAGCAGACUCCUUUCUGUCUCUGCCUCCCCAACCCCAACCCCCUCACUGCUCUGCACCCCCGUGUAGUCAGAGCCCCUCGACAUCUCCAGAGGGGCUUCAUCACAAGCCACCUCCUCUGUCGGUGGCCCAGGUUUUCAUUUGUAUUUUUUUUUUUUUUCGAGAGGGGUGAGCAGGGAUCCUGGUUUCAAUGACGGUUGGAAAUAGAACUUUCCAGAGAUAGGAAGAUUGGGUGGAUUUUAUUUCUGAAUACAAAAUGGUGUGUGUAAAUACUGUAAUUAAAGUGAUACUGAGACACA